Molecule: messenger RNA, 1164 nt
Organism: Rhizopus microsporus ATCC 52813
Lineage: Eukaryota; Fungi; Mucoromycota; Mucoromycetes; Mucorales; Rhizopodaceae
Product: MFS general substrate transporter
Exons: 3
Coding region: 1-1164 (387 amino acids)
Biological process (GO): transmembrane transport
Cellular component (GO): fungal-type vacuole membrane
Molecular function (GO): transmembrane transporter activity
Source: RefSeq, a predicted model, not a curated record
AUGUGUACUGAUAUUGUGCGUAUUAGAUUUGGAUAUAAUUAUAGCUGGGGUGUCUAUCUUAAUUAUUAUAGAACAAAUGUAUAUAUUGGUCAAAUGAGUACUCUCUCUUGGAUUGGCUCAAUCUGUGUCGCGUUAUUUUUUAUUACAGGACCCAUCAACCAAAUACUUAUUGAAAGAAUGGGUUACAAAUAUAUGCUUGCAACAGGUACUGUUUGUUGUACAGCUGCUCUUAUUUUGGCCAGUUUUGCAAAAGAGGUAUGGCACGUAUUUCUGACGCAAGGUGUCUUAUUUGGCCUUGGAGCAUCCUUUGUCAGUUUAACCUGUAUUGGUGCACCUCAACAGUGGUUUUCAAAGAGAAGAGGUUUAGCUGUUGGCUUAUCAUUUUGCGGAUCUGGUGUUGGUGGUUUAGUUGUAGCCAAUAUUUCUAUGGCAGCUAUCAAAAGCAUCGGUUAUCGAUGGGCUCUUCGUAUUGAUGGUAUUAUCGUCUUUAUUCUUUUAUCGAUUGCUACUUGCCUUGUUCGUCCCUUUGGAGAUGUAAAAAAGACAGGUGGUCAAAGAAAGGUAAUUAAUUGGUAUCUAUUCAAAAAUCCCAUGUUUUCUGUCAUGUUCAUGCAUGGUCUUAUUACAACCUUUGGUUAUAUGACACCCUACUUUUUAUUACCUUCCCAUGCAAAUGCACUUAAUUUAGACCCUUGGGUUGGUGCCAACCUUUCUGCCAUCAUGUCGGCAGUUAAUGCUGUCGCAAGAGUGUUUACUGGACAUGUUGGCGAUAAGCUUGGUAGGUUCAACAGUCUGUUUCUCUGUACAUUUCUGUGUGGUGCAAGCUGCUUGCUCAUUUGGACCAAUGUUCAUAAUGAAGGAACCCUUUGGGCAUUUGCUGUUAUCUAUGGUUUCUUUGGUGGAGGUUAUGUCGCACUCUUCCCUGCAGUCCAACCACAGGUCGUUGGCCUUGAGAAUAUUGGUCCAGCUAUUGGAUUACUUUACACCACUAAUAUAUUUGGAUAUCUCUUUGGUACACCUAUUGCUUCUGCACUCAUCAAUCUAGAGACACCACCCAAUUAUCUUAAUGGUGCAUUAUGGGCAGGAAGUACUAUUGUUGUCGGUUCCUUGUUUGCAGGAUGGCUUAGAAUCCUAAAAGGCGGAUUUAAGUUUAUCAAGAUUUAG